ACAGGCAACGGUGAUCCGUACUCCGUACGAAUAUACGUAGUUGCCAGUCGAUGCGCGAAGGUGCUCUCUAAGUGGUAUGAUACUCGUGCAGAGGCAAGUACAAUCGGGCACACAGGCUGUAAGUCAUCGAACGAUUCUGCACCGUGAAACACGCGAUUCUACCAAGCCUGAGAGCAUAAAGUACAAGACACUUCGUUGCCACGACAAGCAUUCAGUUUACCCAAGUAAAUCCUGUCCUUUAGUGUGAAAUUCGCGAACAGAAGACCUAACCGGCACGCCUCAACGGAACCGGCCCUAUCUUCGUUCUGCGAACAAGUGUUUCCUGACUGUGUUCCGUCAGACAGGACACCAAAAAAAACUCUGAUCUCGCAGCGAAGAUCUAGCAUUUUUAUCCGAGGAUGAUGGCACCCACGAAAUGAGCGUCAGCCCGAGCAACGAGCAAGCUAGCCUCGAGAUGGAGACGCCUCUCGAGGACAAUAGCCUGAAAGUGUCCCCCGUGCAGAAUGUCGCGCGACAGGAUUCGGGGGUACCGGAGGAUCUCGCGUCGCCAUUGGUCGACGCUAGCAAUCUGUUGAACGAAGAGGACCUGGACGGCACGAUGAACAGCGACUGCAACAUUACCGUGAUCCACGUGACGGAGUCCGAGGGCCACAAGUCCGAGCAGACUCUGUCCGUGGACAGGAAGGACUACGGCGCCGAGGGCAAGGACAGCAAGGACGGCAGCGACAGCGGCGUGGAGGGUUGCGCUACCGAGGUUCCAAGGGUGCGAAGCAGAAAUAGCCUGGACUACGCGAGCAGUUGCGGCGGCUUAGACGAAGCCUCAUGCGACUCCAGCUUGGUUAGUUGCUGCUCCGUGUACGAGGACCCAUGCGCAACUCUGCCGGACGAUGUUCGUUUGACCACCGGGGGCGAGGGGACAAGCGAGGGCGGCAGCGAGAGCUCGUCAAUCGCUGGCAGCGUGUCGGCUCGCGGCAACCGUACAAACACGAAGAGGACGGUGGCCACUUCCAGCGUCAGCAAGAAGAAGGCAACCGCAACGGACGCGCAGAAAAACAUCAGAGCUAAACCGACACCCUUGACCACUAGCUAUGUCGCUGCCACCCCUAGAUCCAAGCCAAGAACGGCCACGCCGAGGAGUAUACUCAGCAAGACUCAGCCCGCGACAAGGGACAGGGCUAGGUCUAGAGAGAAAUCGACAACGAAGGAAGCAGGUACAUUGGAAGGUACGCCUGUAAGUAACCGGGUGUCGACGGCAUUCCGUUCAGGAACGGCUUCCGCGACGCCGAGGACGAGGACGAGGCCAAUACCCGAUUCACUGCCAUCAGCGUUGACCACGGAGAUCAAUAAGGACCUAGCCCAGCGAGGAAGGGGUCUUGGUGGUAGCUGUAGGUCCAGGGGAGGGUCCAGCACAAGGGGAGCUCGCACUCCUAGUUCCACGCCGUCCGAGGAGGUACGAAAGCCACUGGGUACUCCGAGGGUGCCUUACACAGGCCGGGGAGAGAUGUCGAGGCCCUCCAGGCCCGAUAAAAUGAUGAUCAGCACGGACAACAAGGCUUUAGACACUUAUGCAACUUUGCCCAGGAGGAACAGGAAUAAGAUCAUUAUUUCCAAGGCCAGCGAGAAGACCGACAAAGUGACCAGAAGUAGGUCUGGCAGCAGAGAUGCUAGUCUGAACAGGCAGGUCGAGAAAAAAGCUAUCGGCAAAGAGUCUUCUGUUCACAAGAGCUUGCCGCCCUACCCUAGGCACAAAGUGGCAGAGAAGACGCGUAUUUAUCAUGAGACCAGUGUUCAGACUGGUUUAACCGGUCAGGAUAUAGAGAAUGCCUUGUCGGGUGUACCUAGCGCGGUUGCAGGACCGGAAGUGGUUGAGAGAUUGCACGAGGGCUGUCAAACCGAAGGCACCUGGGAGGACAUGCAGACUAUGCAGUGCGAUCUGAAGAGAUUGACGGAGGAGACCAUCAGUCAGAAAGAGGAGAACGAGAAGCUGAAGGCUGAAGUGAUCGAGGUGAAGCGUUUACUUGAAGAGGAACAGGCUGAUCAUGCGUUCGCCAGGCAAGAGCUGGAUAGAAACGCGCAGCGCGUGCUUGCUAUGCUUGGUACACCGCAAUCGGAGCACGCAGAAGGCAGUGACAGUUUUCUGGAACUCGAGUGCCAUUUGCAAUCCUCCGGACAAGUGGUCGCUAAUCAGCAAUUAGAAAUAGCGGAUCUACAGUCUUUGUGCCGUAUGUUAAGUAGGGAUUUGGAAAAGAGUCUGGCUGCUCAGAAAGCGCUGCUGCAGCAACAACAAGAGUUAGAAGCGGAAUCAGCCGAGAUGCAAGACUUCCUGCAAGAAGAGAAAGCUACUUUAGCGGAAGCUCUGAAAGAGGCGGAGGCAGAGCUUUCCAAAAAGGAAGAGAUGCUAACAAAGCGCGAACUGGAAUUGGAAAGGCAAACCGAGGAAUGUAAACACCUAGUUAGAAUUAGCGAACAACGAAGGCAAGAAAAUUUAUCUAUGAGUGUGAAACUGAAUGCUGUUGAACGUCGAAGCAGGGAACUGUUACUGACUCAAGGAGCCGCAGUUUCCGGUGCUGCGGUCGCACUUUCCGGUUUGGGAACUAGGUUAGAGGGAUUAGUUGACCAGUUGAUAACUUCCUAUAAUAUCUCGGUAAAAGAUCUCGAGGAUGUGAUAUAUCACAAUGAAGCCUAUAGCAGAAGCAACAGCAGCAUCGAGUCCAGUCCAGUCAGCUCUAAACAUAGUCUGAAAGAGUGUACUCCUAGUCCAAAAAGCGGUUCCUUCGUUUCCGCUGUUAUCGGAGCCAUCCGAAACGCGGCGACGCAUCCUUUCGCGACGAAGAAUGCGGACAAGAAGUCUACAUUAGAAUCGGCGAAGCAAAUGUACAAAGAAUUGAGCAUGGAAUCCUCGUCAGAUCUGCUCGAUUUCGAGACAGAGCCGUGCUUAAUGAUGGAAAGCGUGUUGGAGGAUGUUCCUUUGCCUGAUACUUAUUCGCACAACAUGGUCUCGAGUAGCGACUCUCUGCGCAGAGCUUUGAGCUUCCCCGAGACCGUGGACGAAAGUAAUCUAAAAAAGACUCGCACCAAUGACGAAUGUUCCAGCCUUACUAAUCUCACUCAAGCGAUCUUGCAUCGUCGUAAGGUGGAGAACGAAGAGGACGAUGAUUGCGACUCGAUUAGCGAAUCUGACACCGGUACCAAUGAUGGUCCGCUGGCUUCGGAUUACUGUCCUGCGGUCGGUCUUGUUGAUCAAGUAAUCGACGUGGAUAAUCUUCUCACGAAAUUGUUGAAAGUGCUACGAAUAAUUCAACUCGACAAUGAGACUUGUAUUCAAGAACUGAAAGAGGAGAAAUCUGAACUGGAAACGAAGUUGGAGGUGACGUCGACAGAGUUAGAGGAGAUGCGUAAAAUUGUGGACAGCCUCCAUCAGUCUGAAGAGAUACUGAGCAACUCGUCGGACAGACGGCGUAGCGUGAUGGAGAAUUGCCGUCUUCUGAUCAAAGAGGCGGGUAAGGAGGAAUUAAAAUUUCACGAGCCCGCAGUUGCUAAUAAUAGCGGUCCUGAGGAGGCAACAAACUGUGAAGAUCUCAACGCUAACGCAGCGGCUCAACUUCCUUCCUAAAACUAUAUAUAUUAUAUAUAUACACAUUUCUUCUGUCUUUUAUAUUAUCACGGUUUUCUCGACGACAUGUAAAUCGCUGCCUCUCCUAUCGUUUUUUGCACAACCAUUUGUUAGCAUUCUGUUAAUAAAAUCUUUUCGGCAGAGACAGAGAGUGGCGACGAGCCGCGACGACGCAAACUCUGUGUCUCUCGACGAAUCAAGCCAUGGUGAUUAGGUGAUACGACAUAGUCGACGAACUAAUAAGCAUUUCUCGCGUGUGUCAAAGUCGUGUACAGCUUUCUUCGUUCCGUCAUGCAGCAAACUUGUACUCGUGCGCUUCAGUAUUUUUUUUUUCCUUUUUUUUUCCUUCGACGAGACGCGUUUCGUGUAUAUAACCGUAAAUCCUUCCUAAUAAUUUCGACGGUAAUCAAUGGGUCCAUGAACGCGAGCCGCCGUUCUACCGGGCUAUUGUUCAGCCGAUCGUACCUCGACCCAUACUCUCGGAUCAUCAUCGUUUCAUCUAGUGUAAUUUACAUUAAGGAUUAGCUGUUACCCGCUAAGAAGAGUUAGAAUUAAUCGCGGUCAAUUGCUUCGAGCAUAAUGGACGAAUCAAGAAAUACUUAAUUCGUAGCGUAAUGAAUUAAUUUCUCAUGCCCACCGAGAACGCACUCGAUUGUGCUAUAACGAUAAACAUAUUUUCAAGAGUAUUAAAUCCUCUACGCUAGUGAACCGGAUGCACAGGUUUUUAAUGUACCUUAAACAAUUCCAUUGAACUUCACUUCCCCCGUUCGGACAUCGAGGAAAAAAAUAAAAAGAAAGGUUAAAAACGGAACACUUUUUAAACGUGAGAUACAGGGUACAUUAGUUUUACGAUACAACGUCGCAUCGUGAAGAUUGGUAUUAACUGUACUGCCCCUGGCAGAAAGUGUUCAAUUGUGUGUUCGAUAUUAAAGAAACAGAAUAAGAAGACAAAAUAUAUUUGAUGAAAAUAUUAAUGAAAUUAUACGAAAGAAUAAAUCUAUUCUGCUGUUCGACAAAUGUAAGACAAUGUAAAUAAUCUAUUGAAACGAGGACAUUUAAAACUAAGAAUUGUUUACAGCUUCGAUUAACUUUUGAGAAAUCACGGAAUUUUAGAUGUGUAUAUUAUAAGAGCUUUAUUAAAAUGACAACAACUAUUUAAGUCUAUUUGUGAAGUAUUUGUUACAUCCGAUCUAUGAGUUGUUUUUAUUACAAUUAUUCUUUGUUGUUUUAAUUAUUUUCCGCCAGGAGCAGUAUUGGCGACAGGGAAUCACUCGAACGGAACAAAUUGUUCAUAAAAUAUCGUUUGAUCCGUUGUUUAUCGCUGUUCGAGAUAUCAUUACCAUUUUAACAUGAUUUUCCGUUGAAAGAAAUUUUAAAAAUAAUAGACCCAGAUCAGCCUGAUCAGUGUCGGUGUAAAGAAAAAAAAGGAGAACACAUUACACAAAGCUACUUUCUAUUUUAAUGGUGAGAUAUAUUUCAAGAACAUAUUCUUGUACUCGCUUCCAUGAUUCACAAUUGAUCCGUCGUGUAAGUUCAAGACGUUGUAUAUAAAUGACCAUUGUGAACCUUUAUCUUCUAUUCUGAUUGUGUUUUUAUUAAAAUGAGAAAAAUACGAGCUUUUCUUCUUUCUUUGAAGUACACGUUAUUUACUAUAUUAUAAACUGUGUCUGUAAAGUCCGUGUGAAAGUGAUGAUCGUUUUCUCUCCUUCCUUAUUUUUUAGAAGGUUACAAACGAUUCCACCCAGACAAUGUAAAUUCUGAGGAGCAUAGUCCUAAGCAUUUUUUAUACAAAGUAUUGUGAUGAUAUACCAAAAAGAAUUCAUGAAUAAUGUAUUUUAAUUUUUAAUCAAAUAAAUUUCGUUUCGAUAAGGGUAUAUUGUACAUUUUACCCUUGAGUGCGUGGAAGUAUACAUGAAGUUUGAGAGUGGAUUAUAUUCCACAGAGGAGUGUGUAUGCAUAAUUGACAAAUGAACCGUAGAUACUGCCUUAAGCUAACCAAUUUGUUCAGUUACCUCUCUCAAGAGUAAUAUAAUGCAAAAUAUUGAUGAGAAGGGGAAGCUACAUGAUUAUCAAGAUGCAAACGAUGAAUUGAUGAAACCUUAUAACUAAACUGCAGAUUCUUAUGCAUUUCAGUCGGGAAUCGCGAUAGGAUGAAGAUCUUUAUUAGCUAUAAAAACAUAAAAAUUUGCAGUUUACUUAUAUCCUGUUUAGUCUAUAUAAAUCUUCACUCUCGGCGCAAUGCAGGCAAAAAUGGGGCCAAUAAAUUCGUUAAACGUGACCCGAUCCUGCAACAAAAAAAUAUCAUUAAUUACCUGAAUGUAUAUGAAUACAGUAUAUAGUAGAGAUCAAUGACCUCGAACAUACGAAAUGCCACCUCUACUGUGUUUAUGUUCAUCUGUCCAAAAUAUACCAGUAAUGUUUAUAUGCAGGUUACGUGAUCGUA
Messenger RNA from Nomia melanderi (Alkali bee), 6056 nucleotides. It is a transcript of the gene corn, whose product is annotated as microtubule-binding protein cornetto. Lineage: Eukaryota; Metazoa; Arthropoda; Insecta; Hymenoptera; Halictidae. The record is from RefSeq and is a predicted model, not a curated record.